Molecule: messenger RNA, 897 nt
Organism: Cercopithifilaria johnstoni
Lineage: Eukaryota; Metazoa; Nematoda; Chromadorea; Rhabditida; Onchocercidae
Source: the annotation of a GenBank genome assembly
AUGUCAUUUCGUUUGGCAGGUUUGUCUGCUGAAAAUAUUUUGCGAAAAGUUUUGACGAUUUCUACAUUCCAUCACUUCUCAAUCAUGUUUGCAUCAUAUUAUAUGGUAGUGAUCGCUUUGCCGUUGUAUAUCGCGCAAAUAACGGUGUCAAAUGAUGGCAGUUUGCCAAUUCAAGCAGAAAUAAAAAAUGACAACGAAAUAACGACUGUGGCUAAUGACAGUAAGGCAAAAGGAGAACGGUUCAAAUGUGUGGUGUGCGAUAAGCAAUUGGGAUAUGCAAGUACUCUGAAACGCCACAUGAGGAUACAUACCGGUGAAAAAAACUACACAUUAUGCAGCAAAGCAUUCAACGAUCGUUCAAAUCUGCAGAGACACAAAUUGACGCACGAAAACGUACGACCAAACAAAUAUAAACAGUGUGGUACGAAUUUCGCUCAUAAUUGUAAUUUGAAAAAACACGUGAAAAUGCGUAAAAUUUCGAGUGAGAGGCUGUAUUCUACAUCGGGCGAUCUGAAUCAAAAAAAAUCGGAGCACGUGGAAAUACGACCAUUCAAAUGUGAAACAUGCGUUAAAGCAUUUAAAGUGCAUCACCAUCUGAAACGCCAUAUGAAGACACAUUCAGACGAUAAGACAGAGAAAUGCAACUUAUGUUGUAAAGCAUUCAAACACCGUUCAGCACUGCAGCAACACAAAUUGACGCACGACAACAUGCGAUUUAAAUGUAAGCAAUGUGGUAGGAAAUUCACUCAAAAGGAAUAUUUGAAAGAACACAUGGCAAUACAUCAAAGUUCGAGUGAAAAGCUAUAUUCGACAGUUAGCUCCUUAUCGGCAUCGAUAGCAGAUAUCAUCGACACAGAAAUAUUAAUAAGGGGAAUAAUUACAUUCUCAGCAAUAUAA